Molecule: messenger RNA, 894 nt
Organism: Strongylus vulgaris
Lineage: Eukaryota; Metazoa; Nematoda; Chromadorea; Rhabditida; Strongylidae
Source: the annotation of a GenBank genome assembly
AUGGCAGCCACACAGGAACUGGAAGUGAAGAUGGAGUGUGAGGAGCAGCCUGAAGUAGAAGUUGAACAAAAACCUCCUAUCGCUCAAACAGCGGAACAGGUCGACAUCAAGCCAGUCAUAGCCUCUGCUGAUGUCCUUACUGAGUCUGGUAUUGAAGGCCAUGUACACCUUGGUGAUGCCGGUCUAGAAGACGAAGAUGAGGAAAUGGAGGAUGAAGGUAAUGAAUCUGAAGGAGACGAGGUGGAAAGUAUAGUGGAUAUUAAAAUUCAAAACGGUAUCUUCAAAUAUCGUGUACGAUGGGUAGGCUGCAAGCCAAGUGAGGAUACUUGGGAGCCGGAAGAGAGCUUCACAGGGUCAGAAAGCAAAGCACUACUGGAGGAAUAUCGCGAAGUUCACAAGGAUAAGGUGGAGGAGCUGUUGAAGAACGAAAAAAACAAAAAAACGAGAAGAACGAAACGUGGUCCAAGAUGGGAGUAUGUGUCGGAAAUUGUCACAAGAGAGGAUAAAACUGCUCUUAAACCGCGCGAGCUGCAGUCGGAUGAUGUAUUUUAUGGUCAAACUGCAGCCGAAGUAGCAGCAGCAUCCGGUGAAUUGAAAAAGUUAUUUGAUCCUACGCAUAAGAACACUGCAACAGAAUUGUUCCUUUCCGCUACUGAUCCAGCAGUGAAAGUGACACGUAGCCAAACUAAAGCUCUCAUUGGCUCACGAGAAACGUCUAGGUCUAACACCCCAAUCUCGACAAAGCUGCUCACUGCAGAAGAUACUAGUCGAGGGUCUGUAAGUCCUACUCCACCUCCACAACCAGCCAAAGGGCGUCAGAGAAAAGCUAAGACACCUAGCAAAAGAACCACUAAGCGAAAAGCGGUGAAGGAUGAGGUAGGUUGUUCAACAUAG